Messenger RNA from Misgurnus anguillicaudatus (oriental weatherfish), 1903 nucleotides. It is a transcript of the gene pgd, whose product is annotated as phosphogluconate dehydrogenase. Gene Ontology annotation, molecular function: NADP binding; phosphogluconate dehydrogenase (decarboxylating) activity. Gene Ontology annotation, biological process: pentose-phosphate shunt. NCBI's taxonomy places the organism in Eukaryota, Metazoa, Chordata, Actinopteri, Cypriniformes, Cobitidae. The record is from RefSeq and is a predicted model, not a curated record.
UCACGAAUGGAGAGCUUGAGGACGUCAUGACCGCUGUCAUGUUUCAGGCUUCUGGUGAGGACGUGAAUAAGGAAGUUGAGAAACAGCGCAUUGAGUGAGUGAACCUCCAUUCAAAGUGUCAUUUUAACGCGGAAUAAACCUUCAACCAUGGCUCAAGCAGAUAUUGCUCUCAUUGGUUUGGCUGUGAUGGGCCAGAAUCUGGUUUUAAACAUGAAUGACCAUGGAUUUGUGGUCUGUGCGUACAACAGAACCGUGUCCAAGGUUCACGACUUUUUGCAGAAUGAAGCCAAAGGCACUAAGGUGAUUGGAGCAGAGUCCUUGGAGGACAUGGUGUCCAAACUCAAAAAACCUCGUCGCAUCAUCCUCCUAGUCAAAGCAGGACAGGCCGUCGAUGACUUCAUUGACAAACUGGUUCCUCUUCUUGAACCUGGUGACAUCAUCAUUGAUGGUGGAAAUUCAGAGUACAGAGAUACAACAAGACGCUGUAAGAGUCUAAAGGAGAAAAAUCUUUUGUUUGUGGGGAGUGGAGUGAGCGGAGGAGAAGAAGGAGCACGAUAUGGACCAUCAAUGAUGCCAGGGGGACAUAAAGAGGCCUGGCCACACAUUAAACAGAUCUUUCAGAGCAUUGCUGCCAAAGUGGGCACAGGAGAGCCCUGUUGUGACUGGGUUGGAGAUGAAGGAGCAGGACAUUUUGUUAAGAUGGUCCAUAACGGUAUUGAAUACGGUGACAUGCAGCUGAUCUGUGAGGCGUAUCAUUUGAUGAAGGAUGUGCUGUGUAUGGACCAUGAUGAAAUGGCACAGGUCUUUGAUCAGUGGAAUAAAACCGAGCUGGAUUCUUUCCUCAUUGAGAUCACUGCAAAUAUCCUGAAGUUCAAGGACGCAGACGGCACUCAUCUGUUGCCCAAAAUCAAAGACAGUGCUGGGCAGAAAGGCACAGGGAAAUGGACGGCCAUCUCUGCUUUGGAAUACGGCACACCUGUUACAUUAAUAGGAGAAGCUGUCUUUGCCAGAUGUCUGUCGUCUCUGAAGGAUGAGAGGGUUCUGGCCAGUAAGAGCCUUGCUGGUCCUCAGGGUGUCAAGUUUACAGGAAACAAGACACAGUUUCUUGAAGACAUUAGAAAGGCUCUGUACGCAUCUAAGAUCAUCUCAUAUGCUCAAGGCUUUAUGCUGCUCCGUCAGGCUGCAAUAGAGUUCGGUUGGUCUCUCAAUUACGGUGCGAUUGCUCUGAUGUGGAGAGGAGGAUGCAUCAUUCGCAGUGUUUUCUUGGGGAAGAUCAAGGAAGCGUUCGACCGCGAUUCAAAACUGCAGAAUUUACUGCUGGAUACGUUUUUCAGUAAUGCCGUACAGGAGUGCCAGGACUCAUGGCGUAGGGUAGUAAGCACAGGUGUGCAGCAGGGAAUUCCCAUGCCAUCUUUUACCACCGCACUGUCCUUUUAUGACGGCUACAGGCAUGAGAUGCUACCGGCCAACCUGCUGCAGGCACAGAGGGAUUACUUUGGCGCCCACACAUAUGAGCUACUAUCAAACCCUGGCCAUCACAUCCACACUAACUGGACGGGCCACGGGGGGAAAGUUUCAUCCUCUUCCUAUAACGCCUGAACAACAGAGAGCAUCAUCUCCUCAUGGACCAGAACACAUUCCUCCAGAAGAUAAGAUCUGAGGUUCAGCUCACACUGUAGUUCUUACUGAAGUGUGCUCAGUACAGAUUUAUAUAUAUUUAUAUAAUCAUAGUGUGUACACUUGUUCGUAUGUGUUUUGUUGUAUCUUUAAUGUCCUCUGUCGCAAACAUAGCACACUUGUUUCUGUGCUCAUGUUUUUGUCUCACGGUUAACAGUGUUAACUCUGGAUUAUGGGUAACCAUUGCACUUCAUUGGGCUAAAUAAAGAUUUCAAUCCCUUUUUAA